This is a messenger RNA of Drosophila navojoa, 463 nucleotides long. RefSeq names its product histone H3. The record is from RefSeq and is a predicted model, not a curated record. Gene Ontology annotation, cellular component: nucleosome. Gene Ontology annotation, molecular function: DNA binding; protein heterodimerization activity; structural constituent of chromatin. Lineage: Eukaryota; Metazoa; Arthropoda; Insecta; Diptera; Drosophilidae.
UGUGACCGCUCGCAAAUCAACUGGAGGCAAGGCUCCUCGUAUGCAGUUGACUACUAAGGCAGCAUGUAAAAGUGCACCAGCUACUGGCGGUGUGAAAAAACCUCAUCGCUAUCGCCCUGGUACAGUUGCUCUGCGUGAAAUUCGUCGUUACCAGAAGAGCACAGAAUUGCUUAUUCGCAAGUUGCCGUUCCAGCGUCUAGUCCGUGAAAUCGCUCAGGACUUCAAGACUGAUCUUCGUUUCCAAAGCUCAGCUGUAAUGGCUUUACAGGAAGCUAGCGAAGCCUACUUGGUUGGCCUAUUCGAAGAUACAAAUUUGUGCGCCAUUCAUGCCAAACGCGUCACGAUCAUGCCCAAGGACAUUCAACUGGCCAGACGUAUCCGUGGCGAGCGCGCUUAAAUCGCUUCGCUAUUCUGUUUAGUAUAUUAUUACAAGCAACAUCCAACAAAUCGGUCCUUUUCAGGA